GUGAGGAAAUCCAACUGAUUAGUUCAAUUGUUCUUCUUUCCCUGUUCCAUUUUUACAAUUACCUGGAAGACACGCUUAAGCAGUAGUAAAAAUUUGACUUCUGUUGGAGUCAAUAUCCAUUUAGACAGAUAAGCCUCAGGCUUCCCUUUGAUUAUACAGACUCACAGGAGAAGAAAGCAUAGCCCAGAAUCUAAAUCUUGUCUCAGAAGAACAAUUAUCCUUUCUUCCUUCUGGGUUUGUACGCCUGCAGAAGACAGCUAUGACAUCAUUUAAGAACUUACGGAGACCUGAGGAUGAAGCUGUUGUGGAUCAGGGGGGCACCAGCAAUGUGGUCAAGACUCAUUAUGAACCAGAAGAGCUGGAAGGGCACAAGACUCUGUCUGUUAGAGUACCGACGCAUUUAGUGUGGCCAAGCCAUAGACAUCACAGGACUCAUGGCCAGAAACGCAGGAAACGAGUUCGGGCAAAGGAGAUCAUUCCAGAAGACCAGGAGUCCCGUGACACCCCAUCUCAGCGAGUUCAGUUUAUCCUUGGCAUGGAAGAGGAUGAGGAGCACGUCCCCCAUGACUUGUUCACCGAGAUGGAUGAAAUCCAUGUGAAAGAGGGUGAAGAGGCCCAGUGGAAAGAAGCAGCAAGGUGGGUGAAGUUUGAGGAAGAUGUGGAAGAUGGAGGAGAGCGCUGGAGUAAACCAUAUGUGGCUACCCUCUCUUUGCACAGCCUCUUUGAGUUGAGAAGCUGCAUCAUCAAUGGGAUCGUCCUUCUCGAUAUGUCUGCAAACAGCACCGAAGACAUUGCAGACAUGAUUCUAGAUCAACACGAACCUUCUCAUGAAUUUGAUGAGAACAUUCGUAAAAAAGUCUGGGAAACCCUCCUGAAGAAGCAUCAUCAUCAGAAUGAGAAGAAAAAAAACAACCUUCUCCCAAUUGUACGCUCUUUUGCAGAAGUAGGCCAGAAAAAGACUGAUGCUCAGCCAGCAGAGAAGCCAGGAAUAACUUCUCUAAAUCUCCAGCCUCCUUCAACCACCCCAGAGAUGAGAAAUGGAUUGAGUCAUGAAACUACCCCAACUGACCUAAGCAAGGCAGAACUUCAUUUUAUGAAGAAAAUCCCUGUUGGAGCAGAAGCCUCAAACGUUCUAAUAGGAGAGGUGGAUGUUCUUAAACGACCCAUCGUUGCCUUUGUGCGCUUAACACCAGCUGUUCUUCUCCCAGGCAUGACUGAAAUUCCAAUACCUACCAGGUUCCUGUUUAUUUUGCUGGGGCCAAUUGGCAAAGGACCACAGUAUCAUGAAAUUGGAAGGUCGAUGGCCACCCUCAUGACGGAUGAGAUUUUCCAUGAUGUUGCUUAUAAAGCCAAGGAUCGUAGUGACCUCAUAGCUGGCAUUGAUGAAUUUCUUGACCAGGCGACCAUACUGCCACCUGGAGAAUGGGAUCCAUCAAUUAGAAUUGAGCCACCAAAAAUUCUCCCUUCACAAGAAAAGAGAAAGAUGCCAGGAACGCCAGGAAUUCCAAACGGAAGUAUUUGCCACGAGGAAACAGAAGAUGACAGAGGGCCGGAGCUCCAGAGAACAGGAAGGCUUUUUGGUGGCUUGAUCUUGGAUGUGAAACGGAAAGCUCCUUGGUACUGGAGUGACUAUAAAGAUGCUUUGAAUUUGCAGUGUUUAGCUUCCUUCCUCUUCCUGUACUGUGCCUGCAUGUCUCCUGUGAUCACCUUUGGGGGGUUGCUUGGAGAAGCUACAGAAGGACAAAUAAGUGCAAUAGAAUCCUUGCUUGGAGCCUCUAUGACAGGUGUGGUGUAUUCUCUGUUUGCUGGACAGCCCCUCACCAUCCUGGGAAGCACUGGGCCAGUAUUGGUCUUCGAGAAAAUUCUGUUCAAGUUUUGCAAAGAUUACAACCUUUCAUAUCUCUCUCUACGAACCUGCAUUGGCCUAUGGACUACUUUCAUGUGCGUUUUGCUUGUGGCGACAGAUGCCAGCUCCCUCGUGUGCUACAUAACUCGUUUUACGGAAGAAGCUUUUGCCUCUUUAAUCUGCCUCAUUUUCAUCUUUGAAAGCAUAGAGAAACUUUUUCAGCUGGGGAGGACCUAUCCAGUCCAUAUGCACAGCGACCUUGACGAACUGACCUUGUAUUACUGCAGAUGUUCAUUCCCUACGAAUCCCAGUGAGGAAGCCUUGAACUACUGGAACAGUAAAAACAUCACUCCUUCAACAGUUCAAUGGGCCAGUCUCAAAGUUUCAGAAUGCAAGGAGCUUCAUGGAGAGUUCACAGGACCUACAUGUGGGCUGAAUGGCCCUAUGACCCCUGAUGUCCUUUUCUGGUGCUGCAUCUUGUUCUUUUCUACCUUUAUCUUGUCAAGCCUUCUGAAGAUGUUUAAGAGCAGUAGUUACUUUCCAACAAAAGUCCGUUCCAUGAUUGGUGACUUUGCUAUUUUCCUUACCAUUGUUAUUAUGGUGGCAAUUGACUAUUUAAUUGGGAUCCCAUCACCAAAGCUUCAAGUGCCCAGCAAAUUCCAGCCAACGAGAAAUGACCGUGAUUGGAUUGUGAGCCCCAUAGGGACCAACCCCUGGUGGACGGUGGUAGCAGCUGUCAUCCCAGCUCUGUUGUGUACUAUUCUGAUAUUUAUGGACCAGCAAAUCACAGCAGUUAUUGUGAACAGAAAGGAACACAAACUUAAGAAAGGAUGUGGCUACCACUUGGACCUUCUCAUGGUGGGCAUCAUGCUUGGCAUAUGUUCGAUAAUGGGAUUGCCCUGGUUUGUUGCUGCUACCGUCCUUUCCAUCAGUCACGUGAACAGUCUCAAAGUGGAAUCUACCACAGCAGCUCCCGGGGAACAACCCAAAUUCCUGGGCAUACGUGAACAAAGAGCUACUGGAGUGAUGAUCUUUGUUUUAAUGGGCCUCUCUGUUUUUUUAACUGCUGUGUUGCAGUUUAUACCUAUGGCUGUUCUGUAUGGAUUGUUCCUAUACAUGGGUGUUUCGUCCCUGAGAGGUAUUCAGUUUUUUGAUCGCCUGAAGCUGUUUGGAAUGCCACCGAAACAUCAGCCGGACUUUAUCUACCUACGACAUGUUCCCUUGCGCAAAGUGCAUCUCUUCACAGCAAUCCAGUUGACCUGCCUCGUCCUUCUCUGGGUGAUCAAGGCGUCUCCGGCUGCUAUUGUCUUUCCUAUGAUGGUUUUGGCCUUGGUCUUUGUCCGGAAAGUCAUGGAUAUCUGCUUUUCCAAGCGGGAACUCAGCUGGCUUGAUGACCUCAUGCCAGAGAGCAAGAAGAAAAAAUUAGAUGAUCAGAAGAAAGAGGCAGCCCAGGAAGAAGAAUCUGAUAAGAUGAUAGAAGCCCCUUCGGAAACUGUGAUUGAAAUACCUGUAGUGAAUGCAAAUUAUUUGACUGUACCAGGAGGGGAAGCAGCUCAUCCACAGAGCAUUUCACCCAAACAUAUCAGGCAUGAUCCUGCAGAUAUCAACAUCUCUGAAGAAAUGCCAAAAACUGCUAUGUGGAAGACUCUGACCAUAAAUACAGGCAAACAGCCCUAAUUCCAAAGCGAAGAGUGUUGACGUUCAGGUCUCUCAGCCUUGGAUGAGGAGCUGCAGCACAUGAAGAUGACUCAGGGAAGAGCCAAGAUGUGCAGGCAAGGGAAAGAAAGACUUCUGCGACUGAGCGGGGCACUAAGAAACAAAUGGCCCUGAGACAUAACUUCGUGCAAAUAACUGGGUUCAUAUUAAAGCCAUUCAGAAGUGUUUUGAUUAUCCUUUGUGUGCUUCAGUGGGCAUUCUAAUUAUCUUUAGACCAGCAAUUCAAGAACGCACACAUGAUCACAAAACGUUUAGUGUUUAAAGCCUGUGUGUGUGUGCGUGUGCGUACGCACGUGUGCGUCUGUGUAUGUGCAUACUUUGUAUUGCAGUUUCUUAGUUGUACAGGAACUGCUGCUGCUGCUGCAUAGUUACUUUCCCCCUUCCCAAUGUUUCUUUCUCAACAGAUUUAAACUGAAUGUACAAGAAUAAUAACAAUAUAACAGCACAACUAUUUGGAGUUCCUUUUUUGACAAUGCUCUCCAUAUUUAAUUGUUCUUUACUAGUUCAUUAAGGGAUUUCACCUGAAUUUUUUCACUAAAUCAUUUUAUAUAGUUGUCACAGAAGCAACGUAUAAGGAAUAACACAAUAUAAUUGCUUACAAACAGGUGGAAGAAAUGUUCCUCUGAGUUGUUUAUUUUUAUUUAAAUAUUUUAUUUAAAUAUAUAUAUAAUUGCUUAAAUUCUGUUCAGUUCCUUCACUCCUCGUGUGUGUGUGUGAGUAUGUGUGAGACAAGAUCUAAAUUCAUCAAAACACUUCCAUAUGGCAACCACAGUAGCAUGGACCAAGCAUUCUGUGUGUUGCUUUAUCAAUGUGUGUUUGUGGUAUGGGUGAAUCCAACCAAGCCAUUGACCUCAGGAAAGCAAAUGAGGUAGCAGGACAGAGGUGUGCUUGGCUUCUGAAGUAACAACUGGCAGAAUCUUAACAGGGACCUGCAGCCAAUGUGAUUUGUGAGCCUUUGUAGAGAGAAAGAUGCUCAGAGGUGGAAGGAGGAGCAGAGAUAUGCUAUCAAAAGGGAAGAGAAAAGUGGCAGAUAAGAGGAAUCCUCGUGGGGAUUCACCUAGGCCAGGAGUCUAUGUACUUCACUGCACAGUAAACAUUUUGAUAUCUAUUUAUUUAUUCCAUUUUACUUCUGUGCUACCUUUCUUGCUGUGCAGGGACCUAAGGCAGGUCACAAAUGGCUUAAAAACAUAUGCAAAUAUAAACAGUACAUUACAGAGGUGAAAGCAAUUAAACAAACCAAUUAAACAAAAAUAAUAUUUAAAAGAGUAGGGACUUUUAAUAUUUUAAAACAGCUUGAAGACAUACUUAUAAUGUACCAUUAAAAACAAUAAUGUAGAGCACGCCACAUUUCUCCUAUUCAAUUUGUUUACUAAAAGCUUGCUUUAAAAGGAGGGUCUUUACUUGUUACUGGAAGUAUUGUUGUGAGUGGGGGGAGGCAAAGUGGCCUCCCAAGAGAGGGCAUUCCACAACCUGGAAGUAGCCACUGAAAAUCCCGUUUCUCACAUUAUCACCAAACGUGCUUGCAAAGCUAACAAGACUGACAGAGGGGCCUCUCUUGAAGAUCUUUAAAAUCCAAGCCUAUAGUCAGUACAGUAUUUCUGUGACCAUUUAGAUCAUGAUGAGAUCAAAUAUGCCCUUGAGAACCUUUGCAAGUCAAGAGAUAAUAUAUGAGUUUCCCUGGGUAUUAACUAAUAAAUUGUCCAGUGGAAGGAACCAGGGGGUUAAUAAGCAGAGGAAAAUUGCCAGUCCAUUUUAACUCAUGGCAUGUGCGGAGAAACACAGGGGCAGAUUUCAAGGAAACAAACCCGACUCCACCAUAAAUAGGUAUAUAUAUAUUGUCAUUGUCCUCAUCUGCCAUUCCCCAGCAUGAUUGGAAGAGACCUUAACUGGUUGUGUUACAAAGCAGAGUCAUCUUCUGGCCCAUCCAGGGUUGGCAGAAAAACCGAGGCUUUGCCCGUGCAGUGGGGGUGGGGGUUGGUUUAUGCUACAAUAAGGGGAAGGAGACAGCUUUCCCGAGUACUUCUGCCAAGAGAGUUGUAUGCAGUUUUGAUAAUUUUGGCCUCUAGGAUCCUUCGCUGGGAUCUUGGGCUCCUCCUCAGGAACCAGAGAAAAUAAAAAUUUGGGACACAGAAGAGAGAGGAAAAACAGGCACGACAUACUGGCUUUUCUGACCAGUCCCAUUGUGUGUGUCCUGACUUCUGCUGUACUUAACUGCAGACUGAGCUUUGUCCUGAUUCCCGUUUGCAGCUUAGUCCCCAGCCUGUUUUGGGUCAUAAUCCUUGAGGGGCAAGAGGGGAUCAAGAGACCACAUGGGCCUAGACUGUGUGGAUUCGUUCAUCUAGUUGCAGCCCCUGCACAUUUCUCUUGCAGCCUUGGUACUGUCAACCUCUUUCUAAACAGUUGACUCUCCUAAGGAUGUACUUUGCUGUUUUCAACACCAGAACAUGUGUUAUUGUGGCCCAUAAUGCAAAUACAAUCUAGGUAUGAAAGGGAUUUUAAAAUGUAUGGUUUCAAUAAAGAACAGAAACCGCUUGACCAAAUAAUGUUAACAUCAGAUGAUAAAUUAAUUAGGAAAAUAUAUAAAGUAUCUUUUAAAUUGGAAAAUGGAGGAUGAACAAGUCAAAGAAAUGAUUGUUCAAUGGGCAUUUUUUUUGGAUAUAAUAUUGACUUCGAAAAAUGGCAAAAACUGUGGUCUAGAAACUAUAAAAUGA
Pogona vitticeps (central bearded dragon) is the source of this 6273-nucleotide messenger RNA. Lineage: Eukaryota; Metazoa; Chordata; Lepidosauria; Squamata; Agamidae. The record is from RefSeq and is a predicted model, not a curated record.